UCCAGUGUAGUAUUAUAAAGACAACAACUUCCCAAGCAUUCUGAUCACUUCAAGUUUGCCAAACCUGCUGGUUAAGAGUGACCUCCAUUGCAGAUCGAUUGAAUGUAGACUUCGCCCUCAUUCACAAGGAGCGCAAGAAGGCCAAUGAAGUAGAUCGCAUGGUGCUGGUGGGUGAUGUGAAAGACAGAGUGGCCAUUCUGGUAGAUGAUAUGGCAGACACAUGUGGUACCAUCUGUCAUGCUGCAGACAAGCUUGUGUCAGCUGGAGCCACCAAAGUUUAUGCCAUCUUAACUCAUGGGAUCUUUUCUGGGCCAGCAAUUUCUCGGAUCAACAAUGCGUGUUUUGAGGCAGUUGUAGUCACAAAUACAAUACCCCAGGAGGACAAGAUGAAGCAGUGCCCUAAAAUCCAGGUGAUUGACAUCUCAAUGAUCCUGGCAGAGGCCAUCAGGAGGACUCAUAAUGGGGAAUCUGUCUCCUACCUAUUCAGCCAUGUCCCUUUAUAACAGAUGCCAGCUGCUGCUUGUAUGGCUUUUUUUUAAAACCAAAAGUUGUUCAGCUUGUAAAGUUCAGUAGAAGACUCUGCUUGUUCCAGUGCAGUUCUCCACAGCUCCUCCUGCUUAAGCCAGGCUUACUGGCUCUGAUUUCAACACUGGGAGGCUGGGGGAGGGGGAAGCUCAUCUCUGUAACACUCAGCCUCCAACAGCAGCCCUGUGCAUUGGGGCUCAUCAGUAGUAUUGACUGAAUUCUGCAGAUCUGUGGAGAGCGGGACUGACAUAUGGCUAAUUGCCACUAUUAUUUGGGGUUGGGGGGGAGGG
Molecule: messenger RNA, 815 nt
Organism: Balearica regulorum gibbericeps (East African grey crowned-crane)
Lineage: Eukaryota; Metazoa; Chordata; Aves; Gruiformes; Gruidae
Source: RefSeq, a predicted model, not a curated record